AUGGACCGUGAAGACAACGGCCGGCUGCGGCGAAGCAUCCAGCGGCAGGAAUACGACGAGAGCUGGCCUCCGCCAGGGAAAGACGCAGGCUACUCUUCGAACGGGUACCCCGAGCAUGUCGGUGGGGACGAGGUAUUCUUUGGCGGCGCAAGACGAACGACUGGAGAACCAGAACGAGUCGGCGAGUACGAUGAACAUGGAAACCAACCAGUGGAGCUAGACAACCGCUCGAGCGGUACGGGCCGACGGCGCAUUGCACAACAGCAGGACGGCAGUUACCCACCGGAGGAAGCCGGCUACCUGAUGCGUGAUUACCACCAUCAUGACCCCGAAGGUCCCGAAACUCGUAGCCUACCGAGGCAUUACGAUGUAGACGGGAGAGUGGAAGGGGAGUUCACGAAUCGUGAUGGUAAUCGUGAGAGAGGCGACCUCCAACCCAACGGUUGCGCCGAUGGUCGCACGGGAGUUCAUGAUUUCGGCCAACGGGGACCAGGCGGGAGAAGUGGAGAGGAGAGUGGCGGAAGAGAAAGUUAUCGGUGCUCACCACGGGUUCGGUACCGCCAACACCACCGACAUGGCGACGAUCAUCACGAAAGCGCGCGUCAUGUACGCGAUGGAGCCGGGGUCGGGUUUACGGGGAGGGAUUCCCGCAACAGUAGCAGCAGCGGCAGCAGUGACAGGGGAUCCAUCGGGAGGCAAAAUUUCACCCAGGUUGAUGUCGUUGAUGGAAGCACCGUGACGGAUCCUGGUCCUAGCAGGGCAAAACGCGUAGAGUUUUCACAAGGCAUACAGGGGCCUGCCCACGAGCCUCGGGUGCCGCGGUCGAGCGUUAGGCGACACCUCGUUUCUCCGAAGGCAGUGCCACCUCAAAGAGCUGCCGCCUCUCCGAAAGUACAAAAGUGCGCACAAGAUAGCCCAGCAAAGCGCUGGCGAUCACAAGCGGAGAGGUCGAUAUCACCGGUCUCGACCGGCACUCAGCCUUGCGCGGCAGAUAGCGAAGACAAGACAACGGCUCUGGUAAAAACGCCGAAAGACAUGCUCCUCUUCAGCAAGAAGGCGAGGCAGGUGGACUACAAGCCUUGCACCCUCAAGGAGUAUCGAGAGGCCAAGCCCACAGGGUAUGUGGAGCUCGGCAAGCUCCAACCAGACCUUUACACGGACGAGCUUGUUGCGAAGCGCGCAAAUGCCGAGCGAAUAAAGGAGUUCUCGACGAACCUCAGGAAGAUCAACUCCGACACGGCGGCCGCCAGGGGCGACGGCGACCGCCGCCCCCGCCCCAAGAAAAAGGACCAGGACUCGAGAACCAGAGCGCUGGCGUUCGCGCGCAAGAUACCCCUCCCACGGAAGGUGGUCAAGGCGCAGCAGCCGCCCGCCGCCGACCCGGGGGACCCAGGUGAACGGAGAAGGGCCGGGCGGAGGGGGAGGAGCGGGGUGCCUGAGACUGAGGGGUGGAGAUCGGCUGAGAUGACGGAGCUGGAAGCCUUGGAGGCGAUGCACGACGACAUGAGGAAGAAGGUCCAGGAGGCGCGUUCGUCCUUCUGA
This is a messenger RNA of Ectocarpus siliculosus, 1542 nucleotides long. The record is from the annotation of a GenBank genome assembly. NCBI's taxonomy places the organism in Eukaryota, Phaeophyceae, Ectocarpales, Ectocarpaceae.